Molecule: messenger RNA, 1199 nt
Organism: Lingula anatina
Lineage: Eukaryota; Metazoa; Brachiopoda; Lingulata; Lingulida; Lingulidae
Biological process (GO): regulation of transcription by RNA polymerase II
Molecular function (GO): RNA polymerase II cis-regulatory region sequence-specific DNA binding; DNA-binding transcription factor activity
Source: RefSeq, a predicted model, not a curated record
CAAGCGUUAAAAUCUUUUGCUCCUCCAAGGACCUGUCUUAAUUGAUUGGGCGUGUUUAGUUUUGGUCUUUUAUUCAAGCCGGAAGAAUGUUUAUGCCACUUAAUUUGAGAUGGCCGUUCAUGUACGCCAACCCGGGGGUGAGCUGGCCCCGGGGGUACCUCACUACGGGGGUGGAGGGAUCCCUUCCCCUGGCACCCAAACCUAUCUACAGUGGGGGGAUAACGCUGUCCAAGGACGCCGCCUCUGAAGCUGAUGACCCACCAGUGUCCGACCACGAGGAAGCUCCGGACAUCGGCAAGAAACUCAAAGUGGACACAGGCAAUGGUAAAAUAGGAAAGGGUGUCGAAGCCGGGAAAGAUAAAGUAAAGAAAGAAAAUUUGGAAGAAAGCUCGGGUGGUCGUUCAAACGAGGUUGGGAAGGACGCAGAUGAAGACAAAGAUGGCGUUGUUAUAGCUACAAACCAGGAAAAGAGCGAGGACGCCGCAGCGAGCGCUGACGACAGCAAGGUUAUCGAGAGACAGAGCAAGGCCGAAGAUGGUGGUCUUGGAGUCCCUUUGAUGAACUCCCUACCGUUCUUCUUGCAACAACCCUCGGCGUUCAGUCUGGCGCAGCUGCAGCAAGCCAUGCGAUCUGGGAACCGUGGAAUGGAGUUCUUUCCGCCCUGGCCGCCGGCCGCCGCGCUCUUCUUCGGGGAUUAUCGCCGCCUGGGGCGUUCCCCCUACGGCAAGAAGUACUACAACUGCCCGCAGUGUCGGUAUAUGACGGACAGAAAAAACAACUUGAAGCGACACGUGUCCACCAUGCACCAAGAGUGCGACAAGCUUCUCGAUUGCUGUGGACUCAUGUUUAAAAACAAGGCGUCGCUGCGUGAUCACGUGCUGAUCUUCCACAGGAACGGGUAUAUGUGCCGCUUUUGUGGGAGAAAUUUCUGUCGAAAGGCCCUUCUUAAGCGUCACUUGACGGUCCACAGCGGGCAGAAGGAUUACGUCUGCUCUAUCUGUGACUAUGCCACAUCCCACAAGAGUAACUUGGAACGCCAUCGCAAGGUGCACGAGCGGCAGCUCCACGAGGCCCCUGACGAUUCGCUUCCAGUUCUCGCCUUCAAUCCGACGGAUACUUCCUGCAUGGGAAGUCCGGUAACCAGUGACAGUCGAGAAAGCUUGCCGACACCUUUUUCUCUUCACACCACGUGAACGAUG